Messenger RNA from Larimichthys crocea (large yellow croaker), 1974 nucleotides. It is a transcript of the gene map3k7cl, whose product is annotated as map3k7 C-terminal like. Bases 374 to 805 code for a protein of 143 amino acids. Gene Ontology annotation, cellular component: cytosol; nucleus. Lineage: Eukaryota; Metazoa; Chordata; Actinopteri; Sciaenidae. The record is from RefSeq and is a predicted model, not a curated record. The transcript is spliced from 5 exons.
GCGGGCGGCAUUCCUCCACUGCCUGCGCCCUGUUGUGUUACUCUCCGCCGCGUGGCUGCAGUCUGUGGAUAACAUGUCCCAUGCCCACCACAACCUGAGCUGCCGGACUGCCUCUGACUGACACCAGUGUAGCGGACGCCUUGACUAUGGUGGAAAACUUCUGAAUGCAAAAUAGUUGGUGUCCCAAGAGGAGAUUGGUGGAUUGGAGAUAGUUGUGCCAUAUCUGCUGAAUUUGCGCAAGGACGCAGCGGCUGACGCGCUCCUCAGUGGUCCCAUCGGAAACAGACAGCAGUCUCUAUUGAGGACGUUCACUGCUACCUGAAAUUUAUUAUACGGAAUUUCCUGGGUCGGGUUCGUGCUGCUUCAGGGAUAAAUGAUCACCUCAACCAGAAGAGUGUCUCCUGAUAAAUCUGAAGUUAGAAUCGCCUUCAGCCUCAACGACACAUCAGAUGUAAAAGAUGUGGAGGACCUCCCUCAGACUUUCCCGGAUCUUGAACAGCGAUUACAGCCAGUUCCCCCAUGUGUGUCUCUGAGAGAGAGCGUUCAGGUGUACAAGGAACACUGCAGGAUGGCGAGAGAGUUCCACCAGGUCAAACAUGAGAUCGCCGUGCUUGAGGACCGCAAGCGUAAGUUGCUGGCAGAGCUGGUUGAGGAUGAGAAGGUUGCCAUGGAGAUAGCCCGUCUAGAGGAGGAGUUUCGGCGCCUAACGGAGGAGAACCGCACCUUGGUUACUGUCCACAACGAGCGCGCUCAGCAGCUGGAGAGCCUCUGCUUGACCAAUCGAACAAGGCAGGACUCCUCGUGACCUCUUACCGCCGCAGAACCUGAGACGUCCGAGCAUCCAGCUGACGCCCGGGCCAGGAAACCAACCAGAAAUAAAGGCUCAGCUAGUGCUCACUCUACACAACAAUAGUCAGUGAAUCAGCUAAUUACACAGAAAGGUGCUGUGUUUAUUCAUGUCUGAGUCAUGUGUUUGAACCACAGACGUACUGUCAUCAUCAGUGUGAAGUUGUUAUAGUGAUUCCACCUUGUGAUGACACAAGGCCACUUUUCUGGGUGCUGUUUUGUUAUUAUGCGAUCUUGUAGCACCCUCUCAGUCGCUAUUGCAAUACCUCACUAUGUGUUUAUAUGAUGUCAGCUGCUGUGAAUAUGACCAGAUCUGUCUCAGGUCCUGUGGAGACUCAGAUCUUUUAACCUGAGGUCUGUGGAGGGAGCCAAAGGUGGUAUGAUGUGGUCCAAAUGUUGUAUUUUCAGAAGCCUACCCCCUUCCUAUCCCUCUCCCUCUCCCUCUGCCUCCCCUCCUCCUUCACUCCCACACCCAACACAAGCCCGUCAAGUUCCUCUUAUUAUUAAAACAAGAAAAAAAAAGGAAAAGAGAUGAGUGUUUAAGACGGUGUCAGAGAUCGGGGGAGUUAGAGCCACUUGUGAGGAACAGCGAAAGAACAAGGGUGAUUAUCUGCAAGAAGAAUCUGCUGCGACGCAACACUGUAAGAGUUGUACAUUUUUUGAUGUAGCCUGUGUGUCUCACCCACCUGUAGAAGAGGAAGUACACAACAAGAACUGUUGCCUAUCGUCCUCGCGUAUGAAUAAAAUGCAUUUUAUUUUAACACCGGCAUCAGUUCCUGAGUUUCAUUUCUCCAAGCCUGUGCUGUUUUGCAUUGUUGUGUGUGUGCUUUAUGUCUGUAUUCGCAGCACUUACAUGGAAAAAGGAACUUUUUUUUUUUCAUGAGGGAGAUUAGCUCAUUCUGGAAUUAUGAAAUAGUCACCUGAUUGGCUGCUUUGACUCUGGCAUUCUUCCUCCUUUCUAUCAUGUGACACUGGCAACACAAUUUUGUAGUGAUACUUAACUGCCUACUACUACAGGUUUUUCUUUACAUAAAACUUGUAUUGCAUCACUACAUUGUUUUUAAAUAUACCUCAUCCUGUCACAGAGGUUUGAUGAGUAUUCACAUACAUUUACAUACAUAACUUAUU